Messenger RNA from Psylliodes chrysocephalus, 3999 nucleotides. NCBI's taxonomy places the organism in Eukaryota, Metazoa, Arthropoda, Insecta, Coleoptera, Chrysomelidae. The record is from the annotation of a GenBank genome assembly.
UCGACAUUCCAAACUUUCAGAUUUUUCUACAUUUGCCAUUUUAGGUUGUAUUUUCUAAAAUCGCCUUAAAACUUAAACGUCUGUCUCCAGGAAAUUGUAAAAUGUCUGGAACAGAGGGAGCAAAUUUCAGUGAUAUUGAAAAUCUUUGCGUCGUUUGCUUUAAAAAUGUAGAUCUUUAUUCAAUAGGAUCCUGCGAUCAUGCUGUCUGUUUUGAGUGCUCAACUAGGAUGAGGGUUCUCUGUAAGCAGAAUGAAUGUCCCAUAUGCCGACAAUUACUACUUAAGGUUGUUUUUACUAAAACCAUUGAACCAUUUGCAUCUCUGUUUCCAAAAUUUGAAAGGUCAAAUUUACAAGAUCGCAAAUUUGGCAUUUAUUUUUGCACUUCUGACAUUCAAAAAGCUUAUUACAAACUUCUGGAACACCGUUGCAUGAUCUGUGAGGAAAAUGAAAGGAAAUGGCCUUUCAAGACUUUCCAACAACUCAAAGAUCACAUGCGCAGGGAGCAUGAACUUUUCUAUUGUGAUAUAUGUACAGACAACCUUAAGAUUUUUAGUUUUGAAAAACGUUGUUACACUAGACAGGAAUUGGGACUUCAUAGACGGAAAGGAGAUCCAGAUAAUACUUCCCAUAGAGGACACCCACUUUGCGAAUUCUGUGAUGACAGAUUCAUGGAUAGCGAAGAGCUCUUUCGGCAUCUUCGCAGAAAUCACCUCUUCUGUCAUUUUUGCGAUGCCGAUGGAAAACAUCAGUUUUAUAAUAACAUGGAAGACUUGAUCAGACAUUUUCGAGAAGAGCAUUAUUUAUGUGAAGAGGGAGAAUGUAAAGCCAUGCCAUUGACUGCAGUUUUUAGAACUGAUAUUGACUGUAAAGCUCACAAAGCGUCAGAACAUAGCAGAUUUAUGAGUAAAUCUGGUGCCAAACAAGCAAGAACUUUGGAAUUGGAAUUCACUUUGGCGCCCAGAUCAAGAACUGACAAUAUGAGGAAUCGACGUUAUAAUGGUGGACGAGAGAGGUUGGAUGAAGAUAAUUCCUCAAGUAUCUACAACAUGGAACCUGGUGGGCCAGGAGGGGGCGGCGAAGAGGAUAGGGGUCGAAUUUUCGUAAACCCCCUUACACCUCAAAAUUUUCCCGCCCUCGGCGGAGCUACAAGUAACAUUACCGUACGUGCAAGACCGGCGUCUGUUAAUUAUACAACGAGAAUGAAUUCUAAUUUUUCCAAUGAUGAUUUUCCUACUUUAGGUGGAGGAGGCCCAAAACCUUCAUCUGCGGUGACAAUAACCACAAAUUCAUCGUCAAGAAACAACAAAGCUCCAGAAGUAACAAUUACUAGAACUGUUAGAGGCCAAACCGGCAUUGCAAAAACAGUAGAAAAUUUUCCUGCAUUGGCCGGGCCUAGUUCGAGUUCUGGAGGAAGAAGUACAGUAAGAUUAAGUGUCAACAACAGUCAUGAUAUGAACACGCCGAAAGUGUCCAUUCAGGUGAAUCAUAGACCGAACGGCAGCAUAACUACUCAUAUCACCACAAGUGCCUCUACAUCGGCCCAACAAAGAUCCUCGGAUGCUUUCCCUGCCCUAGGCGGAGCAUCUACAGUAGCGCAACCAAAGUGGGUACCGGUAAAACAAAAGAAGGAACCCAAAAUACAAAAGGUAGCCGCCGCUCCAAACCUGCCGCCCAGUACACUAGAGCAGUUUCCUACUUUAUCGAAAAAGAAGAACUCCGUCGCCGGGCCCGUAUCUAACAAUUGGGUCAACCUAAACCAUUUUAAUAGUGCAAAUUCUAAAACUAGUACUAGUAAUAAUAAUUUAAAUAGUAAUUUGCGAAGUGAUAAUUUUAAAGAUAGUGAUAGUAAUAUUAAGAAAAGUGAUGUAAAACCAUCUAGUUCUAAAAAAAAACAUUCGACCGUCGAGUCUAAACUAAGUGACCUCAAAAUCAACGACAUCUAUGAAUCGAAAAGCAAAAACAAAAAGAAAAAAGGCAAAAACGCUGAUGAAGAACCAGGUAGGUCUAAGUCUGAGGAAAAGGAUAAUUUAAAUUGCAAUAAUGAUGAAACAAAUUUAAGAAACGGAAUGGUUAAGAAACGUUCUGAAUUGAAAAUAGGAACUCUAACGAAUUCCGGAGAUCUUUCGAUGGUCGCCAGCGAUUUUCCCUCCUUGGGAGAAACGAACACUAGUCCUCCUCCUGGUUUUAGUGUCAAACCUCCUCCUGGUCUUAGUCCUAAUGCUUUUCCAACUUUAGGUGUGGCAAGCGAUUUUACCUUUACUUCGAGCAGCGGCCAAAGCUAUUCCAUCAUGCCCGUUAGCACUUAUCAUCAACCUGCCAAUUUUCAUUCUAGAAAUCAAAAUUUGAUCAAACAAUUCAUGACGAUCUUGAACAAUGAUGCAAUAAAAGAAUUCAAGACUUAUUCCGACCUCUUCAGAAACAGCGCUUAUCCGAUUACUAAAUAUUACGAAUAUUGCAAGGAGGUUCUGGGAGAUAAAUUUGAUGACGUUUUUCCUGAGUUAUUGGUACUGUUGCCUGACAUAGAAAAACAACAGGAAUUGUACAGGGUGUUUGACGGUAAAACUAAAAAAAACAUGGUGGUUUGCGAGAAUUGUAAACAGGUUAUUUUCAAUAAAGAAUUGAGCGAACAUUAUAACAAUCACGUUCUAGAAAAUCAGUUUCCUAUGCUGGGAAAAGCUCAGCAGAUUAAUAAUAGCUCUUGGCGAAAAUAAGUUGAGUUUUUGUUUUAUUUAACCAGUAAGUUAUUUUUGUUUUUUGUUUCAUAAAAAGUAAAAUAGAAUUGUGUUAAAAAUACAUAAAAUUAUUUAGAAAAAUUGUGUUGGUUUCCGAUGUUUAAGAACUAUGAAUAUUGAAUAUAAAAUUUAUUUAAAUUGUAGAAUUCUGAUUAUAUCAAAAGUUAUUUUUGGAUGGUUCAGGUGCUUCGGAUUUAGUUUAGUAAUAUUGAUAAAUUUAAAAUAAGACUGGUUUGAGAGACAUUUUCAAAAAAUAGAAAAAUUAUUGAUUUUUAUUUGGAAAUGAGUUUUCUUUAUAACAUGAUUCACAUAUUAUUUGAUUUUAAAGAAUUGAAGUUUUGAUACUUUUUUGACCCUCUUUAAUGUAAACUGGUUUUACUUAUGACAAUACCUACAGUUUUAAUCAAAAUUUACCGCCCGCCUGAAUAGGCUAAAUUUAUUUACUAUUGGCAACGCUGCAUUUAUAAAAUUGUCAAUUAUCAUAUUAUCAGCAAAUUAAAAAUAUACAGGGUGGGCUUCGGUAAUUGCUUCGGUUUUCACAUGUAUAUUAGAAAAGGCAACAAUUUUAAAAUAAUUUCAAUUAUACAGGGUUCUCCAGGAAAGUGAUACAUAUCAAAAUUAAGUUUUUGUAUAUUUUAAUUGCACUUUUCUCAUUAUAACAAUACCAAAUGGUACGGGAUUAUACAGAGUAUUUCACAUGCUAUAACCAGUUUAGGAUGAAAUGGCCUGUAUACUGCAAAAGAAACAAUUGAAAAAAUUUUUUUGUGGGAACAGUUUUUCGAUGUUAGUCAAUAUUUAUACAGAUACACUACUUUUUUAACACGCUUUUAUUAGCUUCACAUGUAUGUAUGUAUGUUUGUAACUCUCCUUUUGACUAAAAGCAAGUAGCUUAUUACUGUCAGUAUAUCCCACCACCUCAAGUUCGUUCGUUGGCCGAGCGGUCUAAGGCGCGGGUCUUCGCUCACGCCAGACUCACCGAUCGGGGGUUCUAAUCCCGUCCACGGCUAAAAAAAAAAUAAUUGUUUUUUUUUUCAGCCAUUUUUUUUAAUAAUUAAUCGAACUAAAAAGUAAAAAAUAAAUAUAGUUUAAAAAACUAAAGAAACGCGCUUUUAUAAUACUUCGAACUAAAAAGUGAAAAAUAAAUAUAGUUUAAAAAAACUAAAAAACACGCUUUUAGAGCAUAUCAAACUAAAAAAUUAAAAAUAAUUUUUCAAAUAAGCUUAAAACAAUAAUAAAUGGAAAAUACUAGUAUUAUUGUGAAAAAAGC